Molecule: messenger RNA, 1701 nt
Organism: Trichoderma gamsii
Lineage: Eukaryota; Fungi; Ascomycota; Sordariomycetes; Hypocreales; Hypocreaceae
Product: major facilitator superfamily transporter
Exons: 2
Coding region: 1-1701 (566 amino acids)
Biological process (GO): transmembrane transport
Molecular function (GO): transmembrane transporter activity
Source: RefSeq, a predicted model, not a curated record
AUGUCGGGAACUACUCCAGAACGCAAGUCAGAGGACAUCACCUCAGCACCUCGUCGCCACAGCAAAGAUGAAGAAGAAGCAAGAGGCCAUAACUUGGACCACGAGAAGCACGAGUACUCAACAACGCUCUCCGACUCGGACAACUCCUCAACCAUUGAUGCCUCUGAACGAAGUGCUCCGGGCGUGUCGAUAUCCCGAACAGUGUCCGAGGUGCGAGAUGGCAUUGCGAAUCAGAGGGAUCUGGAGCGAGGGGACGAUGCUAUUGAGAAGACGCCCACGGUCAGAAUCGACGACCCGAAUGUGGUGAAGUGGACGGGACCUGAUGACCCGGAGAAUCCAAAGAACUGGCUGCUCAAGAGGAAGUGGGCGGCAGUCUUCUGCGUCUCCUGCUUCACCCUCAUCUCUCCCGUUGCCUCAUCCAUGGUGGCCCCCGGCCUCCCCCAAAUCAGCAAAGACCUGCACAUCACCGAGGAAAUCGAAAGCGCCCUCGUGCUCUCCAUCUUCGUCGCCGCCUACGCCCUCGGGCCCCUGAUGUGGGGACCCCUCUCAGAGCUCUACGGCCGCACCAUCAUCCUGCAAAUCUCCAACCUGUGGUUCCUGCUCUUCAACCUGGGCUGCGGCCUCGCCCGGACCGAGGCGCAGAUGUUCGUCUUCCGCUUCCUCGCGGGCAUCGGAGGAUCCGCGCCCCUGGCCAUUGGCGGCGGCGUGCUGGGCGACCUAUUCAACGCCGAGCAGAGGGGCAAGGCCAUGAGCAUCUACUCGCUGAUGCCGCUGCUGGGCCCGGCGCUGGGCCCGAUUGCCGGCGGCUGGGUGACGGACCGGACGACGUGGCGAUGGGUCUUCUACAGCACGACGAUUGCGUGCGGCGUGAUCCAGACGGCGGGCGUCUUCUUCCUGCAGGAGACGUACGCGCCGGUGCUGCUGCAGCGCAAGAAGAAGGCGCUGAUGAAGGAGACGGGCAACACGAAUCUCGUGACUGAAUACGAUCGCCCAGAUCGGACUGUAUUUCAGACGCUGACGACGGCGCUGACUCGGCCGUUCCGCCUGUUGGUCACGCAGCCUAUUGUGCAGAUCAUGUCGCUGUACAUGAUGUUCCUCUACGGCGUGACGUACCUGGUCCUCUCGACCUUUGCCUCGCUCUGGGCCAACGAGUACCACGAGAGCCCCGGCAUCGCAGGCCUCAACUACAUCUCCCUCGGCCUCGGCUUCUUCCUGGGGGCCCAGAUCUGCGCGCCGCUGCAGGACCGCAUCUACGCCGCCCUCAAGCGCCGCUACGUCCCCGACGGCGGGCCCGGCCGGCCUGAGUUCCGCGUGCCGAUGCUCAUCCCCGGCGCCAUCCUAUUGCCCAUUGGCAUCCUCAUCUACAGCUGGACCGCAGAGGCGCACACGCACUGGAUCGGGCCCAACAUUGGCGCCGUGGUGUUCGGCGCCAGCAUCAUCAUCGGCUUCCAAUGCACCCAGGGAUACAUAGUGGACUCGUACACGCGGUACGCGGCCAGCGCCAUCAGCGCCGUGACUGUGCUGCGGAGUCUGGCGGGCUUUGGGUUCCCGCUGUUUGCGCCGGCAAUGUAUAACAAGCUUGGAUAUGGCAUUGGCGGGACGGUGCUGGCUGCGGUUGCGAUUGGGAUUGGGUGGCCGAGCCCCAUCUUUUUGUGGUUUUAUGGCCCCAAGUUGAGGGCUAUGAGCAAGUUUGCGCAGUGA